This is a messenger RNA of Geodia barretti, 672 nucleotides long. NCBI's taxonomy places the organism in Eukaryota, Metazoa, Porifera, Demospongiae, Tetractinellida, Geodiidae. The record is from the annotation of a GenBank genome assembly.
AUGGAGGCACGACUGUUUGCUCAGGAGGGUGCCGCUGUCGUGAUUGCGGACAUCCUUCAGGACGAGGGCAAGCAAGUCGAAGCCGAGAUUAAUGAAUCGGGCGGCAGGGCGUUGUUCGUGAACCUGGAUGUUACAAGCGCUGACGACUGGCAGGCAGCGGUAGCCAAGGCGGUCGAAACCUUCGGCAAGAUGGACAUCCUGGUGAACAAUGCAGCGAUAUACAGCCGCGUUCCCAUAGAGCAUGCCUCAGAAGAGGAGUGGGACAGCAUAAUCGAUAUAAACCUGAAGGGCGUGUUCCUGGGCACCAAGCAUUCAAUCGCGGCAAUGCGUGAUGCGGGCGGCGGCUCGAUCAUCAACAUUUCGUCCACUGCCGGACUUGUGGGCAGUCCGCGAGGGGGAGCUUACACAGCGUCGAAGGGUGGCGUGAGGCUGUUCACGAAGAACACGGCGAUUCAGCUUGCGCCGGAUGGUAUUCGCGCAAACUCCAUUCAUCCAGGCCCGAUAGACACAGAGAUGAUUGAGGGACUGGCAGCGUCCGUUGAGCGUGUUCCACUGGGCAGGAUAGGUACGGUUGACGAUGUGGCAUACGGAGCGCUGUUCCUCGCGUCGGAUGAGGCGUCAUUUAUGACCGGCUCUGAACUCGUGAUAGACGGCGGCGUUACGGCGCAGUAG